Molecule: messenger RNA, 1011 nt
Organism: Vanessa atalanta (red admiral)
Lineage: Eukaryota; Metazoa; Arthropoda; Insecta; Lepidoptera; Nymphalidae
Product: WW domain-containing oxidoreductase-like
Exons: 6
Coding region: 1-1011 (336 amino acids)
Source: RefSeq, a predicted model, not a curated record
AUGAGCAACUUCAUAUGGAAAGAAUUUAUGUUGAGGAAAAUUUUAAGCAAGACAGACUAUAAAAGAAUACUCGGGCCAACAGCUGAAGCGCUGGUAAGAGAAGUUAAUUUAGCAGACAAAACGUGUCUCAUCACAGGUGCGAGUGGCAGCAUUGGAUUAGAAAUAACGCGAUGUCUCAGCCUACGCAAUUGCAAUGUUAUUAUGGCUUGCCGUAAUGUGUAUAAAGCAAAAGUUCUUGCUAAAAGAAAUUGUGAGAUAACUGAGCGGCUCACCUUUUAUCAAAUUAAUUUAACUUCCUUAACAUCAGUCAAGAAUUGUUCCGAGGAAAUUCUUACUAAAGAAAAAAAAAUAGACAUAGUUAUUUUGAAUGCUGCCACGUUUGGCUUACCGUGGACAAUUACGGAAGACCGCCUUGAAACAAUAUUUCAGGUCAAUUUUCUUAGUCAAUAUUAUUUGCUAUUAUGUCUCGGAAAAAUUCUUGCUUCGGAUGUACGAGUUAUAUUCACUUCGUCUGAAUCUCAUAGAAAUAUAAAUUGGCCCUCGUCGCCAUCUUUAGAGAGUGUAUCACUUCCGAAAGAGAAAUAUACUUCUAUUAAGGCCUAUAAUAUAUCGAAGCUUUGUGGAUUACUGCUGAUGCAUUAUUUGAGUAACCAGUGGGCAAAUAGUAAAAAGUCUGUUUUUUGUGCUCAUCCUGGCUCCUUUAUUAAAACCGGUUUAUGCCGCAACUGGUGGGCAUAUGAAGCACUUUACACAUUUAUGAUGCCCUUUUGUAAAUCCAUUAAGCAAGGUGCUAGUACUAUAGUUUACUGUGCUACAUCACCAGAACUUAAAGGCGAAACGGCAGUUUAUCUAAAUAAUUGCAAGCGAUGUGACGAAAGUGACAUUGCAAAAGAUUUAAGGAUGUCAUUUAAAGUACAUGAGCUAAUAAUUCAUAUAUUAAGUGAGCGCACCGAAAACAUUGAUGAACUUAUUAAAGAUUUUAGUCAUGUUAAAUCGAAUGUCAGUAACUAA